GCAAUCUCUCCCUCUUUUGUAGAUCGAUUCACUUGUCGAUCCAGACCAGAUCCCCUCUUGGCCCAAACUAAGACAAAAACAUAACAUGGUUACUCCGUCGGACACGCUGAGGAGGCGUGCCAUCCGCCGACCGCGCUAUCGGAGGGAUGAUAUGAAGAUCGAGAUCCGCGGCGACCACACGGACGGCGACCACAAAGACGGCGACCACACGGACGACGAUUCAUCUGACGAGGAGGACUCGCCCUCGCCCUCGAAAACGCAGUUCCCGCAAAACGCACCGCCAACCCAGCCGCCGCCCGCCCUCAACCCAGCCGAUCCCACGCCAACCAUCCCGUCCACCGGUUCCUCGGGCGAGCCCCAGCAGACCGAUGGCCCAGGCAGACCUCAGCGCGAGCAGCCAUCUUCCGUUGCGUCGCAACCGGCCCCUACCGCCUUUCCCCAGACCACGGCUAGCUCUGGUGCGCAAUCAACGAGCGAUGUUAGUAGAGGAGAAAACGAGGCCGGGCUCGGACGUGACAGGUCGACCGAGGUGGGCUGGACGCCUACCGCUAUUGCGUUCGGAACUAUUGCCAUCGCGGCCCUGUGCCUCGUCAUCGGCGUCAGCAUCUGGUGGUUCCUCCGCUUCCGGAAACGCCGGAGAGCCCGGCAAAUGCACGAGCGCGGCAUGCCCCCUGACGGCCUCUACUGGGAUCCGGCCAUGAACUUCUCGCCUCCGACAGCUCCCGCCCGUCGGGCCCCUUCGAGCAUCAUGGCCGAGCUUAUGGACCAGGCAUACGCCGCCGAGAAUGGCGGCUACUACGGCAACCCGGACCGCAACUCGCUCACCCCUCAGGGCUACCUCGACGAGAAGCGCGUCGACCCGACCCGCCAGCUGCCCAUUCUUGAGCCCGCCCCCGUCGCUCAGCCCAAUGUCCGCAACUCCAUCGCCAGCUGGAUCCGCCGCCACCACCCGCUCAAGCUGAACCCGUUGGCCGGCCGCAGCAGCGUCUACUCCACGCGCAGUGUCAGUCCCGGCUCCCGUUCCGUCGAUGCCACCGCCCCGCCUGUCCCUGCCGUCCCUGUCGCCUACCGAAGCACCGACCGCGUCGAUAGCCCCGGACCCGGCAACUCCAACAACCCGCAGUACGCCUCCUCCAGCCGGUACGACACCGACAGCCAGUCGAUCCGCGACGACACCAACUCCAUCCUGUCCCUGUACCAGAACCGGCCCCUGCAGGUGCCCGGCCAGCCGGAGUCAUGGCUGGUGGAGCCGCCCGCGCCGCUCUUCGCUCAGCGCGGCGUCUCCAUGGCCCCGACCGAGGUCACCGACCGGACCGAAAGCACAUGGCGCACCUGGGGCGCCGGCGCCUCACAGCCCCUGAACCAGGUCCCCGCGGCCGAUGCUCCGCGCCCGGGGUGGAUCGAGAGGUGCAUCAAGUUCGGCGGUCUGAAAUGAGUGCGGCCCCCCCCCUCCCGUUCUUUUUGAAGGGAGGAGUAGCUUUGUUUCAUUAAUAUCUGUACAAAAGAGAGAAACCGGGGCGCGAAAUCUUCCCCCAGCCCAUAGUUUAUUGCUGCUGCAGGUUGGACCGGACUUUGACAACCCCCCUUUGGCACGCGUUCAUCAUAAAGCCGAUACCAUAGUGUUGGACACCUGCUUCGAAUGUGCAUAUUGACCAGACAAC
This is a messenger RNA of Colletotrichum navitas, 1661 nucleotides long. RefSeq lists its product as uncharacterized. The record is from RefSeq and is a predicted model, not a curated record. Bases 86 to 1435 code for a protein of 449 amino acids. NCBI's taxonomy places the organism in Eukaryota, Fungi, Ascomycota, Sordariomycetes, Glomerellales, Glomerellaceae. The transcript is spliced from 3 exons.